UUCGAAACCCUCUUCGACGGCCACCGAGUCACCGACCCUCUUUUCCUUUCGUCAUCUAAAGGGAAAACUCCCACGCUAUAUAAACAUCCAAUUUCGUAAUUUCAUACAAAACCGAGGGCCGCAGAAUAUCAAAAACACCAAAUCACAAAAACCAGGGUCUUUUUUUAGGAAACUAAAAGCGUCGAAACGACACUUCUUGAACCUCCGGAGUUUCUUUCUUUUGAAUCUGUGGUGGUAUUCAUUUCUGGGAUUCUUGGGUUGCUGUGGUUUUUGAGUAAUGAGUUGGAGAAGGAAACAAGGUGACACUCAUCCUCCACACAAUCCAUGGACUAAACUGCAGAACAGAAGGCCACAGCACCACCAAGAUAGUUGGCAAUUAGGUGUGCCUUACUGGGAAAAGCAAUUCUGUUUGAUUGUUGGCUCAGUUCCAUGGCGGAAGGUCGUAGAAACAAACAAGUAUAUGUAUCUCUAUGAAAGCAUCAUUCAAUGGAAUGAUUCUGCUAAUUUGGAGACAUUCAACAAUGAGAAAUACCGCUUUUGGGCAGCAAUUAACGGCGUGCCUUGUAACAUAUCAUUGCCAGAUCCUGACAUUUAUAUUGAUGACAUAGAUUGGAAUUCAAGCAUUGAUCCUGAACUGAUUUUGGACCUGGAAAGGGAACCUGAACCCAACGAUGAUGAGAACCAAGAUAAGGGUGUCACUCUUGUUAAUCCUCUCCUUUUAGAUCAGUCAUUUGCGUGCACCGGAUGGGGCGAUGCUGAAGAGGACUUCAAAACUAAAGAGAAUCUUGCAAACUGGGGCUGUGGAUGGGACAAUGCUGAGGAGGACUUCAAAAAUAAAGAAAAUCCUGCAAACUGGGAUUGUGGAUGGGGUGAUGCCGAGGAAGGCUUCAAAAAGAAAGAAAAUCCUGCAAACUGGGAUUGUGGAUGGAAUGCGGAUAAUAAAGAAAAUCCGUGGGGACCUGAUUCUGCCCAGACUCAGAGCAAAGCAGCUGGAGGAGGAUGGGACGACAGUUGGAACGGAAGAGCUGGUGGAGCUUCAUGGGGAAAUUCAGAUGGAAAUGGCAGGAAGAAAGAUGGUGGUAGUUGGUACAACUCAAAGCAUAACACCUCUGGAUAUCAAGGUGACUACCACCAUAAACGCGGAGGGUGGAGGAACAAAGGGUGGGGCAACGGUGGGAGAAGGAACACCAGAGUUCAUGUUGGUUACGAGAACCUGGCGUGAGGCAGUAAAACUCUGAAGUUUAAACCAAAUCUCGAGACUCGAAUGGGUGGGGAAACCAGUUUUGCGUGUGUCUCGGGUAAGUGAUGUGUAUUGUAGUUUAUGUUUUUCGUCGUCUUUGGCUGUUUAGGGCAGAGUAUAUAACAGUGGGGUAGUAUAAAUGUGAAGUGAAAUCGGCGAGGUCGUACCAAUUUUAUUAAUUCAGUUUGUAUGUGUAGCAUUUGUGCAAUGUAUACAUGGAAUAAAAAGGUCGCCUGAGAUAUUGUGGCAGGCCAGCCCAGCCUCUGAAAACUGGUUGGGAGAGUGCCUGUAUAUCUAAGGCGAUAUAUGUUUGUUGAUUGUCACUGCAAGUGUAAAAUGAAAUCAGAAUAUCAAAGUGCAGAGGCAGUCUGUUUUUGGCUUAUA
Messenger RNA from Pyrus x bretschneideri (Chinese white pear), 1624 nucleotides. RefSeq lists its product as uncharacterized. Bases 278 to 1222 code for a protein of 314 amino acids. The transcript is spliced from 3 exons. The record is from RefSeq and is a predicted model, not a curated record. NCBI's taxonomy places the organism in Eukaryota, Viridiplantae, Streptophyta, Magnoliopsida, Rosales, Rosaceae.